This is a messenger RNA of Corvus hawaiiensis (hawaiian crow), 824 nucleotides long. It is a transcript of the gene OTOS, whose product is annotated as otospiralin. Bases 241 to 504 code for a protein of 87 amino acids. The transcript is spliced from 5 exons. Gene Ontology annotation, biological process: sensory perception of sound. The record is from RefSeq and is a predicted model, not a curated record. Lineage: Eukaryota; Metazoa; Chordata; Aves; Passeriformes; Corvidae.
GUUGAGCUCUGCACUGGCAUCUCAGUAGCUCCUCUCAAGAGAGGAGCCAUCUGGAAGUAGCUGCCAGGUUUGGCAAGAUGACCUGAACUGCCACAUCUUCAAGAAGCAUGGAAAUCCCCACAUCUCCCUCAAUAGAAAUCCUUUUGGAGUUUUGUAGCUGACUCAGAGCUGCAAGAAGAAGAAAAGAAGAGAAAGAGAGAGAUUACUUUUCAGAAGCACAAGCAGUAUCUUGCAGACAAGAUGACAUUUACUGGCUUAGUUUUCUUCUGUAUGCUGAUGAACAUGCUAACAGAUGCCCGAUCCAUCCAGGAUGGAGAUGAUCUCUACCAGGAAGCUGCAGCCUUGCCGUACUGGCCCUUCUCAUCCAGUGAUUUCUGGUCAUAUGUGGAAUAUUUCCGGACCUUGGGAGCCUACAACAGGAUCAAUGACAUGGCCAGAGCCUUCUUUGCCCAGUUCCCUUUUGGGAGCCACCUUGGCUACCACGUACCUGACCAUGAGCAUUGAGUGCCUCGCUCAGCUUCGUCAGCGCUGCUGCCCAGGUAUUUGGGUGAGCAGCUGUCUGCCAGUGAAUGCUCCUGGGCUGCCUUCAGCUGCUUCGUGAUACCAUGGUCAUGUGCAGCAUUUUAUGGUUUUGAUGAGUCUCUUUUUUACCGUUUCUUGUAAGGGUGUUUGAGUGAACACCUGACUGCCAGCAAAUGUACCUGGAGUGUGCUUCAGCCACUAAAUGACACUGCAGCUACAUCCAGCACUUCAGGCUUUAAAUUAGUCUCUUUUUUACAAUUUAUGCUUCUGUAUGAAACAAUAAACUCCUCCAAUCUGCUGCA